CUUACCCGUGCAGCAGCCUCUGGGCCUCAGCCUCCGUCAUUUCCAAAGCGGAUCGUUUGUUGUCAAAAUGGAGUUUCUACUUGGAAAUCCUUACAGCACGCCUGUGGGCCAGUGUAUAGAGAGAGCCACAGACGGAGGCCUACAGAGUGAGGACUGGACUCUGAACAUGGAGAUCUGUGACAUCAUAAACGAGACAGACGAGGGGCCGAAAGACGCCAUGCGGGCCCUGAAGAAGAGACUGAGCGGCAACAAGAACUACAGAGAGGUCAUGCUGGCGCUGACGGUGUUGGAGACGUGUGUAAAGAACUGCGGUCACAGGUUUCACAUCCACGUGGCCCACAGAGAUUUCAUUGACGGCGUCCUGGUCAAAAUCAUCUCCCCCAAAGCCAAUCCUCCCACAAUAGUGCAAGACAAAGUUCUUUCUCUCAUACAAUCCUGGGCCGAUGCCUUCAGGAGCAGUCCUGACCUGACUGGCGUGGUUCACAUUUAUGAGGAGCUGAAGAGGAAAGGCGUUGAGUUUCCAAUGGCCGACCUGGAUGCUUUGUCUCCCAUCCACACGCCGCAGAGGGGCACGCCUGAAGUGGACCCAGCGAUGAUGAAGUACCUCGCUCCUAACGCCUCGGCUGCUGUUAGCCCUAAACCCAUUCAGCCCACUCCCACCGCCACGCAGGCCUCCAACAUCCCCAGCCCCGUCACUGCCACCCCUGAACAGAUCGCCCGGCUGCGGAGCGAGCUGGACAUCGUGAGAGGAAACAUCAAAGUCAUGUCAGAGAUGCUUACGGAGCUGGUCCCCGGCCAGGAAGACGCUUCUGACCUAGAGCUGCUCCAGGAGCUGAACAGAACGUGCCGCGCCAUGCAGCAGAGAGUGGUCGAGCUGAUAAGUCGCGUGUCCAACGAGGAAGUGACCGAGGAGCUGCUGCACGUCAAUGACGACCUCAACAACAUAUUCCUUCGAUAUGAGAGGUAUGAGAGAUACAGAUCGGGCAGAGCUGCACAAAACAACGGGAUGUUAGCGGAGCCGACAGAAGACAACCUCAUAGACCUGGGCCCGGGCUCCCCUGCCGUGGUUACACCCAGAGUUAUGUCCAGCCCUUCGUCCAGCUCCGCCCAGAGAGCCACGGCCUCCCCGGCCCACAACCCUUCCACAGCCUACAUAUCUACUGCACUCGCUAGUCUUGAUGUGGGUUCUGACAGUGUUAGCAGUACCCUCACGUCUCUGUCGGGCCACAAGGACGACUUUGACAUGUUUGCCCAAACCAGGAGCAGCUCACUGGCGGAGCAGCGCAAAAAUGUAAAAUAUGAAGACCCCCAUGCCCUGGGAGGUUUGGCCUCUGCUUUGGACGUGAGGCAACAAAACACAAGUGGGCUGAGGGUAAAAGGGGAUGAUAACCCAGCAGAUCAGGAGCUGCCCAUAGACAGCUGGCUUAUUACCCAAGGAAUGAUCCCCGUAUCGCAGUCCUCUGUCAUGGAUGAUAUAGAGGAGUGGCUCUGUGCUGACGUGAAAGGAGAUGCUGCUGAGGAGGGAGUGACCAGUGAAGAGUUUGAUAAGUUCCUGGAGGAGCGAGCUAAGGCAGCGGACACUCUGCCGUCUCCCCCCGGAGCUAACCCUCCUCACCCCGCUCGUCCCCCCACCGGCUCCCACAAGAAGUCUGAGCGGACGGAGGACGCCCUCUUUGCCUUGUAGACUGUUUGCAGCGAACAUUAGCUUCUCCAGCGGGGGAAUCGGAAGGUCAUCGCAAACAAUUCCCCUCCAAAAGCAGCUCUUCUAGUUCCAUUUUAUUGCCGACUGAAUGGAAGUGGUGUGCCGAGUGAGCUCUACUUCCUUGCUCCUCCUACGCUUAAACCCAUUGAGGUCAAUGGCGUUUACUGCACACUCUGCCGUCUUGAGUUUUACUAUGAAUGGAUGUACAGGUCUGUUAUCGUGGGAUGUAAAACUUGCAGGCCCGCGGCUCAUUUGCAGCAGUCCCACCAAAUGAAGACAACCUAACUCGUCUCACGUGGCAUAAGAAUGUAGUAUAUUACUGCUAAGACGAACAGAAACUGCAGGCGUACAGUUAGAAUAUUAUUUUACUACAUUCAGCUAAUUGCUAAUUGCAUUUGUUUUUCUAAUGGUUUAAGCUAUACAAUGUACUACAGUGGUGGUUGUGGUUCAUCGAUUAUGUCUUUAAAUCAGCAAAUGUUCCAUUUAAGGAUCCUUAAUAGAUAGAAAUGCUGUGUCACCCUGCUUGCCAAUAACACUGCAAAGCAAGAGGCUGAUUUAUUAUUAAAAAGAAAUAUUCUGGAAAAACACAAUAAACCACGCAUUUCACGGCAUACCUCUAGCCAAAAGGGAAAUGUAAUAGUAACGGCAACAAAAGGAAACUCAUUAACGCAUUUCAAAGCACUGAAGGGAAGAGAGUUGCCCAUUGGCUAUUUUGUAGAUUCAAAAAAAAUAUAUACAAACAUGAAGCGGGAACAGCAACAAGCUACAAGCACCUUUUAGCCAUUCCAAAGAAUGUUAAGGCUUUAAUGACCAACUAAGAUUUUAAUUUAUACACAGAGAAUGUAUAAAACGUUGGGCAUAAACUGUGGAGGUCAGUGCAUGUUUUGGUGAUUGAUCGAAAAACAUGUUUUUUUUUGUUGUUUUUUUUUUUUUUAAUCAAGGGAAAAAACCAUAACAUCACAAGCAAAGUGAUAUUAAAAUAGGCCAGAUGUUUUUAUACUCUGUACAGAGUAUAAAAACAUACUCUGUUUGUUCAUAAAUGGGUAGGGUGAAUUUUUUGACAUCUUUCUCACAAUCUGAAUAUUGGGUUAAUAUGUAUCUUACUAUUAACUCUUCAAAAAUUUUAGAAAAAAUAAACUUUUACAUAAGAAAAACGCUCCUCCGAAUGUGCGUAUGUGAUGAUUGAAGAAUUACAUGCCUCUCUGGACAUGUACAAAAAGAGUCAAAUUUCCUUUCCUUUUUUUUUUUGACAGAAUUAAAAUCCAGUAUGAAAUAUUAAAUUCAAGUAUGAGCAUUUUUGGAAUGCUCAUACUUGGAACUGAGCAGAUUUCUUUUCAUAUACAACAUGAACCAUAUGAACAUAUGUUGUCUCGUUUUCUCAUAUUACGACACCGUCCAAGCUUCAACUUGCACAAGCAAAACAUAUGCUUUAAAUCGCAACAUCACUGCAAAUAUAUAACGUUGGGGUAAGGUUUUUAAAUAAUGGCAUCACAUGAUUGUUUUCUGAUGGGGAAGGGGGAAAGGUGGGACUAUACCUUUUUAGGUGUUCAAGCAAAACAUCCCUCAUCGUCAGUUUAUGUAAGAUUAGUUGCCUGUAUCAAGACAUGGAGAAAGUGAUUAAUGUCAUUUCAUACUAAAAAAGUAAAUCAAUAUAAAUUAAAAAUUUUCCCCAUAUAUU
Molecule: messenger RNA, 3380 nt
Organism: Poecilia latipinna (sailfin molly)
Lineage: Eukaryota; Metazoa; Chordata; Actinopteri; Cyprinodontiformes; Poeciliidae
Gene: tom1l2a
Product: target of myb1 like 2 membrane trafficking protein a
Exons: 16
Coding region: 68-1684 (538 amino acids)
Biological process (GO): signal transduction
Cellular component (GO): endosome; membrane
Molecular function (GO): phosphatidylinositol binding; clathrin binding; ubiquitin binding
Source: RefSeq, a predicted model, not a curated record